Coregonus clupeaformis (lake whitefish) is the source of this 2609-nucleotide messenger RNA. RefSeq names its product leucine rich repeat containing 29 (gene fbxl9). Gene Ontology annotation, molecular function: protein binding. The transcript is spliced from 8 exons. Lineage: Eukaryota; Metazoa; Chordata; Actinopteri; Salmoniformes; Salmonidae. The record is from RefSeq and is a predicted model, not a curated record. Gene Ontology annotation, biological process: SCF-dependent proteasomal ubiquitin-dependent protein catabolic process. Bases 334 to 2268 code for a protein of 644 amino acids. Gene Ontology annotation, cellular component: SCF ubiquitin ligase complex.
GUUUUGAUCUGCAGUCAGCUGAUGGACCAUCUACAUUGCAAAGUAAAGAGGGUGCUGACAUCUUCUUCGUUCUCUAAAUUAAAUUACUGUUGUUGAAGUGAGAAAAUGUCAACAAUAUCAACGGAGGUCAACUUGGCGAACCAGGUCUGAUUGGGACCUGAAUGAAUGAAACUCUCAAGAGCUAACAUUAAUGAUUAACUAGCCAAUGAGGACGCUAGCUAGCUAACGUUAGCUACCGGUAACGUUAGUUGACAGAACGUUGAUGUUGUAGCUAUAAAGGACUAAACUCAAUCGUGUAAUUCAAGGAUAUGACUUGGGAUCAGUGAAAUAACCAUGGAAACGCCUGAGUUACCUCUUGAGAUCAUCACCUACAUUCUGAGUUUCCUCAAAGCGUCAGACAGAAAGGAAGCCUCUCUGGUCUGCAGGAGCUGGUAUGAUGCCAGCCAAGACCUCCAAUUUCAGAGAAAUCUCACCUUCAAGUUCCCAGCCUCUAUCUCCUCCCUGGAUCUGAUCCGGGGCCUGAGUAGGCGUUCCAGCUGCAGCCUGGUCAUCAGCCACCUGGAUGGCUCCAGUAUGUCCCGGGCUAUGCUGCAGGAGAUAGGGCUUCACCUGGGCCCUCGGCUGGAGAGCCUGGCCCUGCCGGGGAGCAGCGUGACCGAGUCUUCCCUCCUGGCCCUGCUGCCCCACCUGACAGCCCUACGCAGGCUGGACCUCCGUGGCCUGGACAGCCUCUUCAUGUCUGGAGCCUUCCUGUCCAGAGAGGAGCACCGCCAGCAGGUUCGGGUAGCUUUAGCAGAUCUUAAGGAACUGGAUCUCUCUGACCUGCGCUACCUAUCAGACCUCACCUUUAACCGGCUAACAGGCUGCACUCCCAGACUACGCCGUAUCUCCCUGGCUGGAUGCCACAUCGCCUUUGAGUUUGACCCGUACCGUGGCUGCCCUGUGGGGCCUGACUCCUCUGCCCUGCUCUCCCUACGGAACCUCCGCAGGCUGCUGCAGGAGCAGGCCUCUACAGUGCGUGGGUUGGACCUGAGCAGAACCAGCAUCACCCCAGAGUCACUGCGCUCUGUGGCCCAGGUGGAGGGCCUGUCUCUGGAAGAGCUGCGUCUGCGGGGCUGCAAGGAGCUGACAGACUACUCUGUAGAGGUGCUCUGUAAGCACCAGCCUGGCCUCCAGAUCCUGGACCUCAGCGCCUGCACAGAGCUCACCAGCCGGGCUGUACUAGCUGUGGCCCUGGGCCUGAAGAGCCUCCGGCUCCUCUCUCUGUCCCGGGACUGGAGGGUGAAGGAUAAAGGCCUGGCUGACCUGAUGGUGCUGCCGGAGCUGAGGACCCUGGAUCUGUCUGAGUGCCUGCACGUCAGUGGGGCCGAGAUAGUGAAAGGGCUCUCUGCCCCGGAGCCCAGGGCACGGCUGGAGACCCUCAGCCUCAAGAGCUGCACCUAUAUCAGGGACCUGGCUGUGUUCUCUCUGGCUCAGCUGCUGGGCUCCAGUUUGAGAGAGCUGGACCUCACCUCCUGCAUCUACCUCACAGACCUGAGUGUGGGUGCUAUCGCCACCUACCUUCCCGGGCUGGUUGUUCUGCGACUGGGCUGGUGCAAGGAGAUCACAGACUGGGGGCUGCUGGGCAUGGUGGAGCCCACCAAGGAGUGUGAGCCAAGCAAAGAAAUGGAGUACAAGGGGCCCAGCUUCACCCGUACCUUUGGGAACAUGGGUUUCUUCCGGCCUCCCAGCAUGCCCUUCCAGGAGAAGCCUCGGCUGGUGACGGACGAGGACCUGGGGGUGUUCAGGGAACAGGAGGGGGCCUCACUGCUGGCCCUCAGGAGCCUUCAGGACCUCGACCUGUCUGCCUGCUCCAAACUCACCGACAGCAGCAUCACACAGGUGCUGCGUUAUCCAGACCUCCAGCGCCUCUCUCUCGCCAUGUUGCCUGAGAUCAGUGAUGACAGCCUGGCGUCGGUGGCCUACCACUGUCGCAGCCUCACCAGCCUGGAACUCAGCCACUGCCCCCACAUCAGCGACCAGGGUAUCGCCCGUGCAGCCCCUUACCUCGCCAGGCUGCAGCACCUCUACCUGUCCUGCUGCAACACAGUCACAGAUAGGUCUCUCUCCAUGCUCGUCCAACACUGUAAGAGACUGCGGACAUUGGACAUCUCCAUGUGUAAACACAUCUCCCUAACAACGGUUGAGCUCCUUCAAUCACAGCUUCCAUUCAUAGAGAACGUCCACUGCCGCUUUGUGGGUGGAGCUGACCUGACCCUCACACUCUGAUUUUUUUCUCUCCAGAAACGUGCUGCUUGAAUCACAUUUCAGUAAUUGCAUUAUGCACCUACCUGCUCCUAUUAUCCAGAGUUUAUUUGUAAUAGAUUCAGUAGUUUAUCUUAGUUUCAACCCCUGUGAACCCUAAUACUGGCAGGUUCCAGCAGUUAGACACUUAGUAGGACUCAUAUGGCCAAUUUCUUAGACUAAAAUUGUCUAGUGCUGGAUUCAAAAUCCUUCUCAUUGGAGAAUCUCCCAUGAGCAGACGAAGCACAUUCGGAUUGGUCCUCUGUAGCUCAGCUGGUAGAGCACGGCGCUUGUAACGCCAAGGUAGUGGGUUCGAUCCCCGGGAC